Molecule: messenger RNA, 4777 nt
Organism: Petromyzon marinus (sea lamprey)
Lineage: Eukaryota; Metazoa; Chordata; Hyperoartia; Petromyzontiformes; Petromyzontidae
Product: serine/threonine-protein kinase 3-like
Biological process (GO): protein tetramerization; protein phosphorylation; signal transduction
Cellular component (GO): cytoplasm
Molecular function (GO): protein serine/threonine kinase activity; ATP binding
Source: RefSeq, a predicted model, not a curated record
GCUCGCGAUUGGCCGGAGCGCCGUCGCCUCGCGCUAGCAAGGCGGCGCGCCAUUGGUCCAAGGCGCUUAUCCGUGUUAGGGAAUUCGAGGCGAAAGGGGGUGGUUUUUUAGCGCUGUGGAGGAGCGAGAGGAGUGGAGGGUUGGCGGUGGACGAGGUGGACGAGACGAUGGCACGGACGAGCGAAUAAAGGAGGAGGAGGAGGGGAGGAGGAGGAGGGGAGGAGGAGGAAAGGCAGCCUUGACGACACGAGGAAGCCAUGGACAAGCCCGGGCAGAGGAGCACGCUGAAGAAGCUGAGUGAAGACAGCCUGACGAAGCAGCCCGAGGAAGUGUUCGACAUCCUCGAGAAACUCGGAGAAGGCUCCUAUGGCAGCGUGUUCAAGGCGAUGCACAAGGAGUCGGGCCAGGUGGUGGCCAUCAAGCAGGUGCCCGUGGAGUCCGACCUGCAGGAGAUCAUCAAAGAGAUCUCCAUCAUGCAGCAGUGUGACAGCCCCCACGUGGUCAAGUACUACGGCAGCUACUUCAAGAACACUGACCUGUGGAUUGUGAUGGAGUACUGCGGAGCCGGCUCCGUCUCUGACAUCAUCCGCCUGCGCAACAAGACGCUGACGGAGGACGAGAUCGCCGCGAUUCUGAAGGCGACGCUCAAGGGCCUCGAGUACCUCCACUUCAUGCGCAAGAUCCACCGCGACAUCAAGGCCGGCAACAUCCUGCUCAACACCGAGGGCCACGCCAAGCUCGCCGACUUCGGUGUGGCCGGGCAGCUCACGGACACGAUGGCGAAGCGGAACACGGUGAUCGGCACGCCGUUCUGGAUGGCGCCCGAAGUGAUCCAGGAGAUCGGCUACAACUGCCUGGCGGACGUGUGGUCGCUGGGCAUCACCGCCAUCGAGAUGGCUGAGGGCAAGCCGCCCUACGCCGACAUCCACCCCAUGCGGGCCAUCUUCAUGAUCCCCACCAACCCCCCGCCUACGUUCCGCAAGCCCGAGAACUGGUCUGAUGACUUGACGGACUUUGUCAGGAAGUGUCUCGUCAAGAACCCGGAGCACCGCGCAACAGCCACGCAGCUCCUGCAGCACCCCUUCAUCAAGGCCGCCAAGCCAGUGUCCAUCCUGCAGAGCCUGGUGGGGGAGGCCAUGGCCAUCAAGGUGAAGAGGCAGGAGAUGGACGACGACCUAGACGAGGAGGACGACAACUCCGACGAGGAGGCGGUGGACAGCGGCACGAUGCUGCGCAUGGAGGACGGCGGCGACGCCACGGCGGCGGCGGGCGGUGGCGGCGGCACGAUGAGAGUGGGCGGCACGACGGCGCUGAGCGAUGGCGCCCGCACCAUGAUCUCCCACGCCGGUGGCGACGCCGCUACCAUGCUGAGCUCCGACCUGGGCACCAUGGUCAUCAACAGCAGCGAGGACGACGGCGACGAGGAAGAGGAAGGCCGCGACGGAGACGACGACGACGGUGAUGGCGAGGUCGUCGACGGCACCAUGAAGAGCAUAGACACGCCGGACCACCGCACACAGCGCCCCUCCUUCAUGGAGUACUUCGAGGCGAAGGACCGGGAGAGCAAAUCUGGGCCGGGCUCGGGGGGGGCAGCCAGCAACGGGCGCAAGGCCAGCGGGCCCCACGCUGACUUCCGCAUCCCAACGGACGGAGACUUCGACUUCCUGAAGGUGAUGAGCUACGAGGAGCUGCAGGCGCGGCUGUCGGCGCUCGACCCGAUGAUGGAGCGCGAGAUCGAGGAGCUGCGCCUCCGCUACCAGGCCAAGCGGCAGCCCAUCCUGGACGCCAUCGACGCCAAGAAGCGUCGCCAGCAGAACUUCUGAGCCCCCCCCCCCCCGCACCGAUCAGCCUCCCUCCCCCCCCGCCCCUGCCCCGGUCCUUGGCUGCUUCCAGGCGUAAUCGCCCGCCCGCUCGCCCUGGAAGUCUCGCCGACGACAGACUCUCCUGCUGCGUCAUCGUUGGAGCACGACUCCCCUUUGACCCCUGGCCCGGGCUUCCACCGCUCUGCCUCUGCCGCCCCCCCCCCCUAUCCUGCUACCCCACCCCCCACCAUCUCUCCUCUCCGAACCCCGGCGCGGUGGCGGUGGCGGCCGUGCCAAUCCGCGUGCCGGCAUCCGGUGCCGGUGUUUCUCGAGUGGCCUUGGUGCAGCAAGCGGCGGUGGCGCAGCAGUCGGUCGGUCGAUCCGUGGGUGGGAGGAAGGCAAAAACGUUUCCUGACCCACAAUCCUUUGUGCCUCGAGAGGCCACAACGCCAUCAUCGUCGUCUUCGUCGUCACCAUUGUCACCAUCGUCAUCGUCACCAUCGUCAUCGUCGGUCUUCCUGUGUUUGCUCUGUACGUCUGUUCUCUUUAUUUAUUUAGUUUCGCUCGCCGUGUUUAUGUUUAUCUUUGAACCUCCACCCCCCUCCCCCCUCGGGGGUGUCCACCCGGCUCCGCUCAUCGACUCGUCUCGGCGGCUCGCUCGCCGCCCCUCGCAGUAAACUUCGUUUUUAUUUUAUUCUUCCUGACCACCAGGUGAGGCCCGCCGCUGAGCUUUCCGUGGCUCUCUUUGGGAAGCGGCGGCGCGACGAAAGUGGCCGAUAUCCUAAUCAUCAUCGUCGCGUGAAGAUUUAUAGUGACAACCCGAAUACUCUCAAAACACACGCGUGAUGCGUCGAUUCUCGAUGCGGAGGAGAGGGACAAAUCCGAGGAGCCGGAGGAAAAGAUCCAUGUGACCACGAUGGGGAGAGAGGGAUAACCAAGCACACUCCAAAUAUACAGCAGCAGCAGGCAUCGUCAGGGUCAGGAUCGAACCCACAACCUCCUGCGUACCAGGCGAGGGAGUUAACAUCUCCUGACCACCGUGCGUGGGAGGGGACGGCGUUCCCGCAGGGGAUCACCAGCACCCGUGACCCUGAGCCACCUUACCCCCCGAUGUGGGAAUUUGACCCCGGGCAAUGGAGGUAACGAUGAUGAGACUGAUGAUGAUGACACCCGAUAGCGCAACGAGGCGGCAAAGGGUCCGGGUUCGAUUCCCGACUCGGGGCGCCUCUGUGUGUACUUGGAGUCUGUGUGUUACUUCUCUCCCCCAUGCAUACCUGUCAACCCCUUAUCGGAGCCCUACCUUAUUACAGAGACCUCAUUGGUCACCCUGUGCCCCUUACAAAGCCCCAUCAUAAGGAGACAAACACAAACAAAUCGACAUUAUUUUUUAAGUUGCCCGUAUUGAAACGGCUGUAACAGCGUGUGGACCAGAAAAAAACUAAUUUCCCAGUAGAAGAAUCCGGGGCAAACCGGUACGGGUUGCCAGCUAUGCCCCUGUCAUGGGUUUUUCCUCCGGGGUCUAAAAACGAUGCGUAACGGUGCGACUGGCGUGGGGGCCCACACAUCGCAGUGGUGAAAGAUCACUCUCUCGUUCGCUCGCUUGGGAUCACACGCGCACACAGCAGCGAAAUCGCCGCCCCCUUCCACCUCUACAAAAUCACUUGGCAGGACCCCUCCCGGAAAAAGAGUCUUUGAGACUCGGCGACGCUUUCCCGGGUGAACGAGUCUUGCGGAGGAGCGGGGCCGAGCGGCAGUGACUCGCGGCACCCUGGGAACAAACCCCGCAACGUUCCAAUCGGAAUGUUCAGACUGGAGGAGGAAUCCGAUGAGCUAUAAAGCUCUCUUUCUCUGCUGUCCAGUCGAAGCACGGGGUCCGAACGUUACAGCAACGAGCGAUACAAUAGACACUGUGCAAUACCCCCCCCCCCCCCGCACAGGUUUACGUGGGGGUUGCGAUCCCUGCAAAGGUGCGACGUCGAUCGUCUGCCGUCGCGCCUCGUGGGUCCGCCAGCGAGCCAGCGCGACCAUCGGCCAGCCGUGCCUCGCUUCUGCUUCCGCUCGUUAGCUCGCUGUGAAAGAGCUUCGUAGCCCAUCGGAUUCCCCCAGUCCGCUCACUCGCUCGCCCGGGCCAUCCUCGCGUGGAGCCGGAGAUGAAGGGAGGGGGAAGGAGCAUGGAGGAGGCUCUCCCCGCAAUGACGUCUCGACGUCGAUGGGUUGACGGUCGCUUACCAGCCGGCUGUUGGGGGCGGGGGGGGGGUCGGUCUGUGGUUGCUCGCUCGCAGGUGGAGCAGCGAGUCGCUCGCUUGGUCCGUUGGGGUGGAAUGGUCGGGGGCAGGGGGGGGGGGGUUGGGGGGUCAUUGCGUCGGGGGGCCCUGCGCUGGGCGCUGUGCCGCUCAUGGCGGUAAUUUAACCACUCCGCGAUGUUCUCGUGAAUAUCCAUCGCGUUUAGUCUUUGUCGAGCUACGCCUCCUCGUGGAGAAUCGCCCCACUCGGGGCAUGGUGGGGCUGGGUGGGGUGGCGGAGCCGCCGUCCCGUGGUCUUUCUUUGCUUUAUUUUUAAUUGGCGUCUGGCUCGUGACCACUUGGGGGGGUGGGGGGGGGGCUCCUCCGCCGUGAAUUAACCUCGCGGCAGGGUCGGACGCCGCGCGGUGGAUGCGCAGUCUUCAUCGUCGCCAUCGCCACCAUUGCCACCGUGAAUUCAUCAGCAUCGUUAUUGUCAUUAAACGUUUUCUUAAUUUUCAUCAUCAGUCACCGCACCAUCGUGUUCAUCAUUACUGUCAUCGCCCUCAUUAUCGUCGUCGUCAUUAUCUUGACUCGUAAUCAUUAUCGUCAUCGUCACUGUCUUCAUCACCGUCGUUGAUAUUGCUCGGUUAUCCUUCUCUGUUACUGCUUCCUGAUGGCAACGCGGUGAAUGAGCACCAUCUACUUUGUUAUCCUCUACCAUUUGAAUAAAUAUUUUGUUUUCGUCAAAUCCGA